AAAAUAUACCACUGGAUGCACACUAGCAUGAAUAGACUUAUACUGUUUAUCUGCUUUUAUCAACUACAAAGACUACAUUCAGGAAGGGCUUAAAAAUGUUCUCUAGUAGCCAGCUGUAUCUCCUUCUCAUGUUCCUGUUUGGUCAAGUUUGGUUCAUUUCCUCGGUGCAGGAAAUGCAAACGGAUCUUGAAACCAUUAUGAAGAUAAACGCUGCUGGAGAAAUGAUGCAGUGCUCCACAGCAAUGGAUAUUCUCUUUGUGAUGGAUAGCUCUCACAGCGUUGGGAAAGGAGGAUUUGAACGGUCCCGUCAUUAUGUGAUGAAGCUGUGUGAAGCUCUCGAUGUCAGCACAGAGAAGGUGAGAGUUGGAGUUAUUCAGUUUGGUUCCACGCCCAAACUGGAAAUCAGUCUAGACUCCUACAAGAGCAAACUGGAGCUGAAGAAAAAGAUGAAGAAGAUCCAGUAUAGAGGUGGAAGCACACAGACAGGUCUGGCUCUGAAGUUUGUUUUGAGGAAGGGGUUUUCCGGCGGACGCAAUUCCACAGUGCCACGCGUCGUCAUCCUCUUAUCUGAUGGAAAGUCCCAGGGGGCAGUGCAUCUGGCUGCCUCGGAGCUCAAGCUGUCUGGAGUGACUCUGUUUGCCGUGGGGAUCCAUUACCCUAGAUGGGAAGAGCUCCGUAAAUUGGCGAGCAGCCCCUCAGACUCUCACGUAUUCUUCGCGGAGCACUUCAGUGACGCUGUAAACGGGUUAUUCACUACCCUCACCACCUCAUCCGUCUGUACUGCCGUUCCUUCAGCAGGGUGCAAAGUGGAGUCUUACCCGUGUGUUCAGAAAACCCUGGAGACGGUCAAAGAGCUUCAGGGAAACUUCAUGUGCUGGAAGGGGUCCAAGGGAUACUCCCCGUACACAUCCCUCUGCCCUCAUUACAGGUAUAACAAAGUUUACAGGCAACACCCUGUUGUCUGUCACAGGACUAUAUGUCCAGAACCCUGUGAUUCUCAGCCCUGUCAGAACGGGGGGACGUGUUUAUCUGAGGGACUGGAGAAAUACCGCUGCGAGUGUCCCGCGGGGUAUGGUAGUGACCCCAAUUGUGCUCCUGUUCUAAGUUUCGACUGCUCUGUGGAUGUGCUCUUCCUGCUCGAGGGCUCCUCUGCACUUACUCUGGAGGGCUUCUUGCGCUUCAAGUCCUUCCUGAAGCGUUUCAUGCAGGCUGUAUUGAGCUCUGACACCCCUGUGAAGAUGGGGUUGGCCCAGUAUGGAAGCGAUGUGAAGAUCGAGGCCAAAAUCGGGGAGCACAGAGACCCGGCGAAGCUGAUCCAGGCUGUUGAGGGCUUGGAGUAUCGGGGUGGGCAGGCCAAGGCUGGAGACGCCCUUCGAUACAUCACACGCAAUGGCUUCCAGAGCACACCUGUGUUCGCUGACAUUCAGGACGACCUGCCGCGAGUGGUAGUGCUGCUCACGGGAACGCCGUCAGUGGACCCUGUGGUGGAGCCAGCAAAGUACGCACGGGACAGAGAGAUCUUCAUCAUCGGUGUAGCACCAGAAGAGAUGAGGGCUGAAAUAAACAACAUCACGGGGAACCCCCAGCGCACAAUCAAAUACCAGUCACCCGACAGAUUGAGUGCAAAGAUCCCUGAACUAAGAGCCAAAAUUUGCAGUGUCGACAACCAGGGCUGUCUGGGUCAAUCUUUGGACAUUGUUUUUGUAUUGGAUGCCUCCAGUGGUGUAGGAAAGGACAAUUUCGUCCACCUUCAAGACUUUGUUCGGAGCACCUCAGUACAGUUCGACAUCAAUCGAGAUGUGGCUCAGAUGGGACUGGUGGUCUAUGGGAGGCGGCCCGUCACGGUCUUUGACCUGGAUAAGUAUGACUCGGGCUCUGCUGUGCUGAAGGCAGUGGGAGAUGCUGCUUUUCUGGGUGGGAAGGCCUCUACAGGUUCAGCCCUGCUCCAUGUGCUCUCCCAAAGCCUGACGGUGGGGAAAGGAGCACGGCCUGGAGUCAACAAGGCCGUGGUGGUACUGACUGAUGGGACGGGUGCAGAAGAUGCAGUAGUGCCCGCCCAGAAGAUCCGGGAUAGCGGAGUGUCAGUGUUUGUGAUUGGCAUUGGGAACAUACAUCAGGAGGUCCUCUUCCGCAUGGCCGGCUCUGAGGAUCACAUGAUCUCUGUACCUUCAUAUGAUGACCUAAAAUACUCUGAGGAUGUGCUAGUACAGAUGGUGUGUUCAGACGUGAAAAAACCUGUUAACCUGUGCAGUCCAAACCCCUGCAUGAAUGAUGGCAUCUGUGUGCUGCUGAAAGGCAGCUACCGCUGUGAUUGCCAUGGUUGGAAGGGUCCACACUGCGAAACACGAAGCAGAGAGAAGCCAUCCAGAGGAGAUCUUCCUAAACCUGCAGGCCUGAGGCGCCGUCAGAACAAGAGUAAAAAAGAGCUGCUGCAGCGCUAUAAGGAGCACCGCAGGAGACGCGUUUCUCACACACAGCACAGAUAAAGAGAACACACACACAUAGACAGAGCCACAGCUCAGCGAACUCAUUAUAAAUUCACAUCGACUUAAGAUGAACAUGCAAUCAAGGAGACACUUCAAAAGGGAUGUGUAUCUAUCUCUAUAUGCUGUUAGUGACUUAAAUUAGGAUUUAUUUUUAUUUGAGGUCGAUCUUAAGGGGUUUGAUGCUGUUUGUAUGGUUUAUUCAGCACUGAAACCCCUUUAUGAACAUGUAUUCUGUCUGAGAUUUGGACCUGGUUGUGAUCUGUCAUAUUGAAACUCCUUCUUACAGAAAGCCUCAUUCUAGAGGCUUACUUUUUGACCAUAUUUAUUUUUUAUUCACUACUUUUGUAUUACAUUUUUUUUUUCAGAUCUUUUAGUCUAAAUCAAAUACUUUAUAGUAUUUUUGUGUUAUUUUGGUGCCACCUAUUGAAGAAAAUGCAGUUUUCUAUAAUUUCAAAGCAGGAUAUCUGGUUCUCACUUCGCAUAAAUAAGAAUUGUUGUCAGUACAAGCUUUUAUUUGAAUAAAAAGUGCAUGUUUCAGCUAG
Carassius gibelio (silver crucian carp) is the source of this 3028-nucleotide messenger RNA. Its product is annotated as von Willebrand factor A domain-containing protein 2-like. Gene Ontology annotation, biological process: calcium-independent cell-matrix adhesion. Bases 96 to 2486 code for a protein of 796 amino acids. Gene Ontology annotation, molecular function: calcium ion binding. NCBI's taxonomy places the organism in Eukaryota, Metazoa, Chordata, Actinopteri, Cypriniformes, Cyprinidae. The transcript has 14 exons. The record is from RefSeq and is a predicted model, not a curated record. Gene Ontology annotation, cellular component: basement membrane.